GACAGGUCAUACAACAAGCUAUGAUAGUCCGAAAUUCUAAAUAAUAAAAGGCUUCAGCAAACAUCAAAGAUAGGUCCACCACAGCAACAGUUAGCUGACUUUCUGAUGCAACUAUUCUUCUUUCUAUUUUGUCUUUAAUUGGUUAAUUCUGUCAUGAAUCACGUGGAUACUGGAUAUGGUGGGCGUACACUCUCGCCAUCCUUACUGUAGGCUGAAUAGCGAAGCAGGUUUAUGGAUGUAAAAGCAAACCGGUCGACAUAGCCUAUGUGAUCCUAUGAAUCUGUUGCGAAUACCGUAGUAGGCUGAUUCAGUCGGACGCUCCAAUGUCUGUAGUAAAUGCGAAGCAAACGAUCGUAAAUCCGACAAUUCCAUUUAGUGGAAAUAUAGUUGAUGGACUACAUCCAGGGGAUAUUGUACUCAUCCAGGGUACGGUCCUAAGGGAUGCAGACAGGUUCCAUUUGGACCUGGCCUGUGGUAGCAGUACCAAACCACGCUCAGACAUCGCCUUCCAUUUAAAUCCGCGUUUCAUGCCCCAGCCAAGUAUUGUAUGCAAUUCUUUAGUACAAGAAUGCUGGGGCCGUGAGGAGAAACUAGAUCAGAUGCCCUUUAAACAGGGCUCCAUGUUUGAAACCAUCAUACUAGUGCACGAGGACGUGUUUAAGGUAGCAGUAAACGGUAAACACAUCUUGGAGUACAGACACAGACUUCCAGUGGAGACAAUCGACACUUUCUCAAUAUCAGGGCGGGUCUCUGUGCACACUAUUGCCUUUACACCAAAUUCAGCCAUUUUCUCUGAAUCAGGGGACCUGACUAUACCCUACAGAGGCAGUAUGCUGAGGGGAUUGAGUCCUGGACAGCAUAUCACAGUUACUGGCCAUGUCAGCUCAUAUCCACACAGUUUUACAGUCAAUCUAAGAAGUCGGAGCUCAGAGAACAUUGCCCUGCACCUCAACGCCCGCAUCAAGUCUGGUCUGUUCAUCCGGAACUCUCUGCUGGCUCAGGGCUGGGGCCGUGAGGAGCUGGAGCUGGGUCCCUUUCCCUUCACUCCCGGACACUACUUUGAGAUGAUCAUUCUGUGCCAGUCCCACCAGUUUAAACUGGCAGUGAAUGGGGACCACCUGCUGGUCUACAGACACCGCAUGCAGGACCUGGGCAGCAUCGACCAGCUGGAGGUCAUGGGAGACCUGGAACUGCAGGAGGUGCGACUUUGGUGACGUGGUUGUCCUUACCUUCACACCUAAGGCCAUACCAGGCAGGGACAACGUGCCACUAGGCUUCAGAGGACCAUUAAUAGUCACCAGAGACUGCAGCAAUAUAGUGGAUCUGGGAAGUCAGUUCAAUGUGCAAUGUGACAACACACUAAAGUAGCUGAUCACAAGUGUAGUGUAGUGAUCCAGCAAGGGUUCAUUUUAGUUUGUUUCAGGGUGAAAUACCAGAGUACUCCUCUUCUGUCCUCUGUAUUUCAUGUGAAUUAUGUAGCGUCUGACUGUUUUGAUUGACGGUUUUGAUGUGAGCCACUACUCACACGGUGAAGAUGCCUCCAUCUUCUCCCUUCCCAGGCUCCAGGUUAUGGUUGUCUCAUAUAUGGUCAUUUAGAUCAUAUAUGUAAAUAAAGAGGCGCUACAUUUAUUUAAACAGAAAAUAUAACCUCCGAGAACCUUUGGAGAAAACAUGUUUUAUAGCUGUACAUCUUUUUCUCAGGACAAAUGAGUUUGUCACAUAUCCUCCAAUCUCAUAUACUAUGGGAAACAGGUCCAUCAAUCUUAUUUGUUUUUCAAACAUGGUGGUGCUCUUUCAGACGAAAACAUUUUUGUGAAGCCAAGCACAGCUGACAUAUUAAAAUAACCGCUCUAUAAUACAAUACAAUUCUGAAAAAAAGUUGGAACAAGCAAGAUAAAUAGCUAAAAAAGCAACUGCAAUUAAUGCCGCACUUUGGCCAGUAUAUUCUGACUGAUGUCCUGCUUUUCUGCAUGACUACAUAAAGCUGAACCUAGUUACACAUAUACCUAUUGUUGGAUGAGAAUCAGCACCCAGGAACCUUGAAAUACCUCUGAACAAAUUCUUUGUUUACAACUUGCCAGCAACAUGCAGCUGACACAAAGCCUUCUAUUUGAAGUAGACCAAGUAGGAUUCUCUAUUAAAGGUGCAACACCCUCAAAAGGAACAGGGAGGCAUGUGAACAUGUUUUCAGUUGUACCCAUCAGUGCAACAAGUCUUGUUUGUGCAACUUACAAUAAACAUACUUAUGCAGAAUAUCA
Messenger RNA from Alosa alosa (allis shad), 2258 nucleotides. RefSeq names its product galectin-8-like. Gene Ontology annotation, molecular function: carbohydrate binding. NCBI's taxonomy places the organism in Eukaryota, Metazoa, Chordata, Actinopteri, Clupeiformes, Clupeidae. The transcript is spliced from 8 exons. The coding region runs from base 324 to 1214 and encodes 296 amino acids. The record is from RefSeq and is a predicted model, not a curated record.